AUGACAGCAAACUAUGUUUUCGUGACGCUGAUGAACGCGGCCCUGCUCUGCCUGGCGUCGACGAUACUCUCGGAAUCGGUGGGCAUCGGCAACUCGUGCAAGUGGCUGUUGUCCGAGGGUGGCAACGAGACGCGAUCGGCCGACUGCACCCUCCGCGUGUUGGAUCCGGGCGCGAUCGCCGGCCUGGUCGCCGCGGCGUCCGGCCUCGACGGCGCUCUCAAGCUGCGGAUACGCUGCAGCGACGUCCAUCACUUCGAGAGCAGCUUCAACGGGCAGAGCUGGCAGCGGUUGACCAGCCUGCACGAGCUGCACGUGCACGGCUGCAAGGUGCUCCGCAUACCGGGCGGCGCGUUUCAACCGUUGCUCGAGCUGAAGAAGCUCACCGUGCAAACGUUCAACGACGCGUGGGGUGCCAGCCGUUUCCUCGAACUGGCACCGGACUCUCUUCACGGUCUGCGCGAGCUGCACACGCUCGAGAUUGUCGAGAGCAACGUGCAAGCGCUGCCCGCGAGUCUCCUCUGCUCGCUGGACAAUCUGCAGACGUUGAAUCUGACGGAUAAUCGUUUGCGCGACGUCGACGACAUUGGAUUGAAUCGACGCGACGACGACGACGACGACGACGACGACCAGGACGACGAAGACGAAGACGAAGACAAAGACAAAGACGACAACGAGGACGGCAACGAGGACGAUGACGACCAUGACGACAACAACGACGACGACGACGACGACGACGACGACGAUCAAACGAUCGAGAGGAUGGAUGGAACGGAGGAGAGUGAGUCAGCGACGACAGAGAGAAAGAGAAAGAGGAAAAGAGUGGCGAAACGAGUGCAAGGAGGAGGAGGAGGAGGAGGAGGAGGAGGAGAGAAGGAGGAGGAAGGAGCAGCGGAAUGUCGAGCGGACGUUCGAAUUCUGGAUCUGUCGCGCAACGAGAUCACCCGUUUGCGGGAGAACAGCCCGUUGUUGGGGCUUCGUCAGCUGCAGGAGCUGCACCUGCAGCGAAACUCGAUCGCGGAGAUAGCCGGCGGCGCGCUGCGAGGGCUGACCGCGCUGCGCACGUUCAACGCGAGCUACAACGCGUUGGACUCGUUGCCGGAGGGGCUGUUCGCCAGCACGAGGGAGCUGCGAGAGAUACACUUGGCGUACAACGGGCUCCGCGAGCUGCCCAACGGUAUAUUCACCCGGCUGGAGCAGCUGCUGGUGUUGAAUCUCGCGGGGAAUCGACUGGGCAGCGGCGGCGACGGCGGCGGCGGCGGCGGCGGCGACCAGCAACAGCGUGGCGGCGUCGACGAGACCACGUUCCUCGGCCUGAUACGGCUGAUCGUGCUCGACCUGUCGUACAACGCGCUCACGCGCAUCGACGCGCGCAUGUUCAAGGACCUGUUCUUCCUGCAGAUCCUCGACCUGCGGAACAACACGAUCGAGCGGAUCGAGAGCAACGCGUUCCUGCCGCUGUACAACCUGCACACGCUCGAGCUGUCGGAGAAUCGGCUGCGCACCGUCGGCCCGCAGCUCUUCAACGGCCUGUUCGUGCUGAAUCGGCUGACGUUGUCGGGUAACGCGAUCGCCAGCGUCGACCCGCUCGCCUUCCGCAACUGUUCCGACCUGAAGGAGCUGGACCUGAGCGGGAACGAGCUGACCUCGGUGCCGGACGCGUUGCGCGACCUCGCCCUGCUGAAAACGUUGGACCUCGGCGAGAAUCGGAUCGCCGGCUUUCACAACGGCUCGUUCCGCAACCUCGACCAACUGACCGGACUACGGCUGAUCGGCAACGACAUCGGCAACCUGUCGCGCGGCAUGCUGUGGGACCUGCCGAACCUGCAGAUCCUGAAUCUCGCGCGGAACAAGGUGCAGCACGUGGAGCGGUACGCGUUCGAGAGGAACAGGCGGCUGGAGGCGAUCAGGCUGGACGGCAACUUCCUCUCGGACAUCAACGGCGUGUUCACCAGCAUCGCCAGCCUGUUGCUGUUGAACCUGUCGGAGAAUCACAUCGAGUGGUUCGACUACGCGUUCGUGCCUGGCAACCUCAAGUGGCUGGACAUACACGGCAAUUUCAUCGAGAGCCUGGGCAACUACUACAAGAUACGGGACUCGAAGGUGAAGACGCUGGACGCCAGUCACAAUCGUAUCACGGAGUUGUCGCCGCUCUCGGUGCCGGACAGCGUCGAGCUGCUCUUCAUCAACAACAACUACGUCGGCGUGGUGCGGCCGAACACGUUCAGGGACAAGGUGAACCUCACCCGGGUGGACAUGUACGCCAACAUGAUCGAGACGAUGGAGCUGACGUCGUUGCUGCUGACCAAGGUGCCGGAGGACCGAGCCCUGCCCGAGUUCUACAUCGGCGGCAACCCGUUCGACUGCAACUGCUCGAUGGACUGGCUGCCGGCGAUCAACAAUCAGACAUCGACCAGGGAGUACCCGCGCAUCAUGGACCUGGACAACGUGAUGUGCCGGACGUCGGGGCCGCGCGGCCUCGCCGUCGUAUCCGCCUCGACGGCCAGGUCCGAGCAGUUCCUCUGCCGGUACGAGGCCCACUGUUUCGCCUUGUGCCACUGCUGCGACUUCGACGCCUGCGACUGCGAGAUGACCUGCCCGGCCGGCUGCAAGUGCUACAACGACCGCACUUGGAACACGAACGCGGUCGAUUGUUCGGGCCUGGCGGCCGAGGAGAUACCGCGCCGCAUACCGAUGGACGCGACCGAGGUCUAUCUCGACGGGAACGUGUUGCGCGAGCUGCAGAAUCACGUGUUCAUCGGGCGGAAGAACAUGCGCGUGUUGUACGUGAACGCGAGUGGGAUCGAGUCGAUCCAGAACCGGACGUUCAACGGCCUCAACAAUCUGCAGAUCCUCCAUUUGGAGGACAAUCGGAUACGCGAGCUGAAGGGAUUCGAGUUCGAGCGGUUGUCGCAUUUGCGCGAGCUCUACCUGCAGAACAAUCAGAUCGGAUUCAUCGGCAACCUGACGUUUCUGCCGUUGCGCUCGCUCGAGGUGCUGCGACUAAGCGGCAACCGUUUGGUCACGUUCCCGGUGUGGCAGGUGACGCUGAACGCUCGGCUGGUCGAGCUGUCGCUCGGCGGCAACCCGUGGUCCUGCCGGUGCAAGUUCUUGCAAGAGCUGUCCUCCUGGGUCUCCGACAACGCGCACAAGGUGGUGGACGCGAGCGACGUCUGGUGCUACUACGGGGGCGACGCCAGGCCGCCGGUCUACCGGCGCCGACUCAACGUCAACGAGACCGUUUGCUCCGACUACUUCUCCCAGGGCGGCGUGAUCGAGAGUAUCAUGAUAUCGGACUAUCUGCCUCUGGUGGCGGCCACGCUCUCCGCGGUGCUGCUUCUCCUCGUCAUUGUCGUGUUGGCGUUUGUAUUUCGCGAACCGGUAGGCGCUUGGGCCUACUCCAAGUACGGGUUGCGAUUUUUGCGAGCGAAACCUAACAAUAAUGGUGGCGGUGGCGGUGGCGGUGGUGGUGGCGGCGGCGGCGGCGGCGGCGGCGGUAAAUCCAUGACCGGCAGCGGUGGAACAGGCGCGAUGCCACCACCGCCGCCGGUCACGGCAGCCAUUGCCAACUCGUGCUGCGGUGCGGAUCAACGUCUCUACGAUUGUUACGUCUGCUACAGUCCAAACGACCAAGACUUUGUGCUACGCUCGUUGGCGAUGGAGCUGGAGCAUGGCGGCGGCGGCGGCGGCGGCGGAGGACUUCGACUGUGUCUGCAUCAUCGCGACUUACCGUGCCUGCUGCGCGCGUCCGCCCCGACAUCCGUCGUGCUGGAAGCAGUGGACGCGUCCCGGCGGGUGCUUCUCGUGCUCACUCGCAACUUCCUCGUGACCGAGUGGUCCCGUUUCGAGUUCCGCGCGGCCCUGCACGAGGCGCUCCGCGGCCGGGCCGCGCAGCUGAUCGUCGUGCAGGCGGGACACGCCUGCCCGGAACUCGACCCCGAGCUACGACCGUACCUUCGAAACGCCGCGGCGAUCCUCACCUGGGGCGAGAAGAGGUUCUGGGAACGUCUGCGGUACGCGAUACCCUCGCCCGUCAACACCAUCGUGCCCGACAUAUCCGUCGAGAGUAAAUCGUCGCCGCUUGUCUACAAGCGUGGUAGUAACGCGACGAACGCCAACGCGUACACGUUGGACGGCGGCGGCGGCGGCGGCGUACGCGGCCACGAACGUUCUCAACGUUCCCUAUUCAAGGACGUCGUCUCGUCGUCUCCGUCGUCGUCGUCGUCGUCGUCGUCGCCGACCACGGCGCUCAUGCUGCAACACGCGCCCCCGCCCGCCUACUCUUGCGGCACGGUGCUGCCCAUUGCGUCGAUGCAACAGCAACUGCAACUGCAACUGCAACUGCAACCUUCGUCGCCGCAGCCGAGGCUAACCGUCAAUCACGCGUAUCGGGAGGCAGUGGUCACCACCCUGCCCGGUACCGUCAAUCUCAUCGCUACCGCCAUCGCCAACAGCAACAACAACAACAACAACAACAACAACAACCACACCAAUCACCACCACCACAACAACACCAUCACCACCGUGAGCAGCGGCAGCAGCGACGAUCACAGGAGACCGCUCUCCGAGCACAUAUACUCGUCCAUCGACUCGGACUACUCGACGUUGGAGAGAACCGCCUGGAGACAACAGCAACCGCCGCCUCCGCCUCCGCCUCCGCCGCCGCCGCCGCCUCCGCCGCCCUCGUCCUCGUCCUCGUCCACCGGCCAGGCCUAUCUCGUCUAG
This is a messenger RNA of Heterotrigona itama, 4722 nucleotides long. NCBI's taxonomy places the organism in Eukaryota, Metazoa, Arthropoda, Insecta, Hymenoptera, Apidae. The record is from the annotation of a GenBank genome assembly.